AUGGCGCCCGUUGUUGCGCAAUCACACCAUCAUCGCAGCACGACCAAGCUGAACAAGAAGAACUUCAAGUCCCGCCAUGCCACCAAAGGCUCGCUGAAGGAGCAGAGCAAAGGAAAGGUUGACUCCCUCGAGCGCGGAAGCCGAAAAACCCCCCACCAGCAGGUCAUGUCCAAGUUCGACCGCCGCAACCGCGCGAAGCAGAUGCGCCUGAACAAGGACAACGAGCACGCCAAAUCUACCAAUGUAUUCGCUGGAAAGGAUGGCGCACCGAGGGUGGUCGCUAUUAUACCUCUCUGCGCGGACGGUUCUGCCGCCGCAGCGGUUCGCAGUCUGAACUUGAGUCUCGAUAUCGAAGAGGAGAUCCCAGAAGCAGGAUGGACGCGGACAAACGUUGACCGGUUCAAACAGAAGGUGCAAUACUUGGUGGUGCAGAGGGAUCUCUUGGCCACCCUGGACGCCUGCCGUGUUGCAGACUUUGUAGUCUUUGUACUCUCAGCAGAAGAGGAGGUGGACGCCGAGGGCGAAUUGAUAUUGAAAUCGGUCGAGAGCCAGGGUAUCUCAAACACAUUCACAGUGGUACAGGCACUAGACAAGGUUGAGCCUGCGAAACAAAGGCCAUCCGUGGUUGCGUCGUUGAAGUCAUACAUAACCCACUGGCUGCCGUCCACCGAGCGCGUCUACUCCCUCGACAACCGACAAGAGGCCUCGAACCUUGUGCGAUCAUUAUGCACAACAACUACGAAAGGUGUCAGGUGGAGGGACCAGAGGAGCUACAUGUUUAUCGAGGAUAUUUCUUGGUCAGGUGGCAAGUCUGCAAUUGGCGGAGACGGUACGGGCGAGGUCGUCUUGACAGGAGUAGUUCGAGGUCUUGGCUUGAAGGCCGACAGACUGGCCCAAGUUGGCGACUGGGGUGACUUUCAGAUUGACAAGAUUGUUGCGGCGCCCUUAGAGGCGAAGAAGCGGGGUAAAGGAGAGGGCAUGGAGAUCGACGCAGAAGUAGACGAUACUUUGGAGCGCCCUACCGAAGACCAAGAUGACUUGGCGGAUUUGGCACCAGAGGAGACCAUUAUGGACGAUGUCACUAACUAUGCCGCAUCUGUAGCUCCAACAGAACGCAAAGGAGUCCUGCUCGACGAUCACCACUACUUUUCAGAUGAAGAGGAAGAGUACGAAAAAGUGCGGCCAAAGCGUUUACCAAAGGGCACCAGCACAUAUCAGAGCGCGUGGUACCUUGACGACCUGUCUGACUCUGGAUCUGAUCUUGAAGACUUCGACAUGGAAGACGUUCCGGAAGAGGGUCAAAGUCAGGCGGCUCACCCGGCAGAUGGCGUGGAGGGCAUGGACCUCGAUGGUAAGGCAAUGACAGAAGGUGGUCCUUCAGAGUACCCUCAAUCAGAAAUGUUUUUGGAUCCAUCACCGGAAGAUGAGGUCGAACAAAUCGAAGCAUACCGAAAGUCUAGAAAGAACGAAGCGGAUGAGGAUCUUGAAUUCCCGGACGAAAUCGAACUUCAUCCAAACGUGAACGCGCGUGAGCGUCUCAUUCGAUACCGUGGAUUGAAGAGUCUAAAGACUAGUCCCUGGGAGACGGAAGAAGACCGACCAUACGAGCCAGAAGAGUGGCAACGACUGCUUGAGAUUUCGGAUUACAAGCGAACGGCAACAAAAUUUAUGCGUGAAGCAUGGGCUGGUGGCGUCGCGCCCGGCACAAGAGUGAACGUCCACAUUCGCGGUGUCCCAUUGCAGUUCCAAGAAACGUCAUCACGACCACUGGCGAUGUUUUCACUGCUCAGACACGAGCACAAGAGGACGGCAUGCAACUACAGCAUCAAGGUUAGCUCCGACCAUGAGGCUCCGAUCAAGUCCAAGACGGAGUUGAUCGUCCAGUGCGGACCGAGGAGGAUCGUUAUCAACCCUCUCUUCUCUCAAGCAGGCAAUACCCCAAACAAUGUCCAUAAAUUUGACCGCUUUGUGCACCCCGGUCAAGCUGCAAUCGCAACCUUCAUUGGUCCCCUGACAUGGGGUAACGUGCCGCUCCUCUACUUCCAGCGCACCACGCCCGCCUCCGAUGGGCCCUCAAGUACAUCGUCUCUACGUCUUAUCGCAACAGGAACUUCCCUUCCUCCCUCGACAAACCGCAUCGUCGCCAAGCGCAUCAUUCUGACGGGCCACCCUUACAAGAUCAACAAGCGCGUUGUUACUGUGCGCUACAUGUUCUUCCACGACGACGACGUGAGGUGGUUCAAGAGCUUGCCGCUGUGGACUAAACGAGGAAGGUCUGGCUUCAUCAAGGAGAGCUUGGGUACGCAUGGUUACUUCAAGGCUACGUUUGAUGGCAAGAUCAAUCCCAUGGAUGGUGUUGCAGUCAGUCUUUACAAGAGGGUAUGGCCGAGGGUCGCGAGGAUGUGGAAGGGUGAAGCGGCAGAGACUCAGCAGUCGACGCUCUAG
Messenger RNA from Cucurbitaria berberidis CBS 394.84, 2445 nucleotides. Its product is annotated as DUF663-domain-containing protein. The coding region runs from base 1 to 2445 and encodes 814 amino acids. Gene Ontology annotation, molecular function: GTPase activity; U3 snoRNA binding; GTP binding. Lineage: Eukaryota; Fungi; Ascomycota; Dothideomycetes; Pleosporales; Cucurbitariaceae. Gene Ontology annotation, cellular component: nucleus; preribosome, small subunit precursor. The transcript has 3 exons. The record is from RefSeq and is a predicted model, not a curated record. Gene Ontology annotation, biological process: maturation of SSU-rRNA from tricistronic rRNA transcript (SSU-rRNA, 5.8S rRNA, LSU-rRNA); endonucleolytic cleavage of tricistronic rRNA transcript (SSU-rRNA, 5.8S rRNA, LSU-rRNA); ribosome biogenesis.